GUUAAGUAGCGUGGAUGGAGAGAAUAACGCGUGGCUGGAGGAACAAUUGAAAAAUGGAUAAGAUAAUACAACAAAAGGAUGAUCAAAUUAUGAAGCUGCAGGCCCAAUUAUUGGAACAACACAAAAUAUUAGAUAACAGCAAAGCUAAGGAUGCUCAAAGUUUGAGUCUACAAGCUCAGCUAGGGGAAAAGAACAAAUUGGAAUGGAACAGUUUCCAAACAGUGAAGGAGGUUUUUCCAAACUCAUCCCUAACUGAACAUGAGGAUGAAUUGGCAUUAGGCGAACACAGUCAGUUAUUCAGUCUACCACCUGACAGUGUGUUAAAGUUAAAUUCUGUUAGUGCUGCACUAAAAGAAUUGUUAGUAAUAAGUCCAUGCAGCGAAGGAAUUGAACAAUUGUGGGAUCGUAUUUGGGCUGAAAAUGGGUGUGGUACGGAAACCCAGAAAUAGCAUGAGUUCAACAUAAAACAUGAAUUAGAAUUUUAGUGGGGGAUCAAGUCAAGUCUCGAAGUGUAACAGGAUGGAAGAGUGAGCCUACAGUUGAAAAACACUGAAAGUGCAUUACCAUUAAGGUAUGAGGUAAAGUAAUAGAGUAUGCAAAUUGUCUAAUGAGAAGUACCAUCUUGUGUGAAUGAAUCCUGUGUAACAACAAUCCUUUAUAGUUCUGUUAUAGCUAGAAGCCUCAAAUAAUUCUGCUUCUCUUGCUAAAGAACAACUUGUCCUUUACACUCAGAGUGUUGGUGAAGCUGGGUACUUAAAUGGCCCUAAAGAUGUUUCACUUCACUGGCAUUGCAGCGAUGAACAUCAUACAUGGACUCUUUAGGAAAGGAUUUUCAGCAUACUGGGAACACAACUAUCAACAAUGCAACAUUCUAGGGGUGUUAUUUUAUCCUUCAAGAGCCUUAUACAAUGAUUUUCAUCUACAAUUUGUAUGGCCUUUCCCGAGCUUCUGCCAGAAGUUGAAUCUAUGAGUCAUGUAAGUCACAUGAGCAACAAUUGAGAUGCUUAAUGGUGUUGUUUUUCUUUUCUCAGUGUAGGUUAAUAGUAACAUUGGAUCUGAAAAAAUUCUUGGUUGGGGCAAGACACUGAAUAAAUUGUAAUGAUUGGAUGGAUGACAUGAUAUUUCUAUACUUCAUUCGGAUU
This is a messenger RNA of Daphnia carinata, 1142 nucleotides long. RefSeq lists its product as uncharacterized. The record is from RefSeq and is a predicted model, not a curated record. Lineage: Eukaryota; Metazoa; Arthropoda; Branchiopoda; Diplostraca; Daphniidae. The coding region runs from base 54 to 449 and encodes 131 amino acids. The transcript is spliced from 6 exons.